This is a messenger RNA of Akanthomyces muscarius, 1017 nucleotides long. RefSeq lists its product as uncharacterized. NCBI's taxonomy places the organism in Eukaryota, Fungi, Ascomycota, Sordariomycetes, Hypocreales, Cordycipitaceae. The transcript is spliced from 3 exons. The record is from RefSeq and is a predicted model, not a curated record. Gene Ontology annotation, molecular function: ferric iron binding; oxidoreductase activity, acting on single donors with incorporation of molecular oxygen, incorporation of two atoms of oxygen. Bases 1 to 1017 code for a protein of 338 amino acids.
AUGUAUACGAACAUCCUCACGGUGGCCCUUGGCCUCGCUUCUGUCCCGUUGGUGGCCAGCCACCCGGGCGAAGACCACCACGCGGAAGCGAUGAAGCGUCGCGAGUUUCUCAAGAACAACGUCGCGAACCUGGAUCAUUGCGCUGGCAAGCUGGAUGCUCUGGGCGUCACGAAGCGAUCCAUCCAGCGCCGUCACAGCAGGAUUCACGGCAUCAGGGAGAAGCGCGGCCUCGUCGCCCGUGACCAGCAUCAUGAGGGUCGCAGCUACAACGCCGAGGUGAGCCAGGCGGCCGAAUUCAAGAGCAACUCCUCGUGUGUCCUGUCUCCUGAGGAGAUUCUCGGUCCUUACUAUGUUGCCGGCGAGUCUAUCCGCUCAGACAUUACAGAGGACCAGACCGGUGUGCCGGUUCAUCUGGAUAUUUCCUUCAUCGAUGUCAACACUUGCCAGCCCCUUGUUGACUCUUGGGUUGACGUGUGGCAGGCCAAUGCCACUGGCGUCUACGGCGGCGUCGUCCAAGAGGGCUUCGAGAACAGAAACGACACCUGGGAGGAGACCUGGGGCCUGACCUGGCUGCGCGGCAUCCAGAAGACGGACACGGACGGCGCCGUGCACUUUGAGACCAUCUUCCCCGGCCACUACGAGGGCCGCACCCUGCACAUCCACGUCCUGACGCACCCGCACGCCACCCCGCUACCCAACAACACCAUCAUCGACGAGCGCGCCUCGCACGUCGGCCAGAUGUACUUUGACCAAGACCUCGUCGACCGCGUCGAGCAGCUGGCCCCGUACAACACCAACCACCAGCCCGUCACGUCCAACGCCGAGGACGAGUUCCUGCAGGGCGAUCUUGAGGCCGGCGGCUACCCGUACCUCCAGUAUCAGCUCGUCGGCGACAAGCUCGAGGACGGCCUGCUCGCAUGGCUGAACCUGGGCGUCAACGGGACCGAGGACAAGGUCGUGGACCCCAUCACCACCUACCACCCCCGGCCUACCAAGCCGGCCAACGCUUGCGCGUAG